Molecule: messenger RNA, 2887 nt
Organism: Odocoileus virginianus texanus
Lineage: Eukaryota; Metazoa; Chordata; Mammalia; Artiodactyla; Cervidae
Source: RefSeq, a predicted model, not a curated record
CACCACCUGCAUCGAGCUUCAAACACAUUCAUCUCCCCUAAAAGACACUCUGUACCCACUGAGCAGUCACGGUCCAUCCGCCCCACCUCACACCCCAGCCCCUGAGGCUGCUUUCCGUCUCUGUGGACUUAGUUACUGUGCAUGUUUCAUAUUCCCUCUCUCCUCCAGUACUACUUGCUCUGGGCAUUCCUGAGUCAGCCUGGGUUUACAGAGUGUUCACAGGCAUCAACCUGUCGGUUCUCAGCUUCAUCAUCGUCUCUGGCUUCAUUAAGGGAGACCUGCACAACUGGAAGCUCACAGAACAGGACUACGAAUUGGCCACAGCUGUAUUCACUCAUAGAGAGAGGAGACCUAAAGCCUCAGCGGUCCAUCUCCCUGAUCUCACUCCUGAUGUGCUUUUUGGCCUAUUUUGGUGUCUCAGCGGCACUCACCCUCAUGGUACCCUACUACCAGAUUCAUCACCACAGCCCCUUGCCCGAGGCUUUUCUCCAUGUAGGCUGGGGCCCUGCCAGAUACAUCGUGGCUGUUGGCAUUCUCUGUGCUCUCACGUCCAGCCUCCUGGGUGACAUGUUCCCCAUGUCUCGGUUAAUCCGUGCAAUGGCAGAGGACGGGCUCCUUUUCCGGGGACUUGCCCGACUCUAUGGUCACACAAAAAUCCCCAUUAUAGCCAUCAUGUCUUCUGGAAGCCUUGCAGCGAUCACAGCAUUACUCUUUGAGUUUAGUGACAUUGUAAACCUCAUGGCAGUUGCGUCCCUGCUCGCUUACUCCAUGGUGUGUUUCUCGGUCCUUGUUCUCAGGUACCAGCCAGAUCAGAAUUUAAAUAAGAAUGAGAAAACAAAAGAGAAAAUUGAGAUGAAGUUUGGAGUUGAAGGAAGUCCUUUGGACUCUGUACCUGAAGCAGGAACCUCAAACAUUCUAAAGAGCCUGUGUUUCCCAACCAGCACCAUCCCCACCUGGAAAUCUGGUCAGAUUGUCUAUGGAUGUGCCUUCCUGCUUGUUCUCCUGCUGACCAUCCUGAGCCUGAUCCUGGCCCGGUGGCCCAGACGUGUGUUCUCUGGAGACCCCGUGCUCACAGCAGUGGCUGUGCUGCUGCUGCUGCUCAUCACUGGGGUCACGGUCAUCAUCUGGAGGCAGCCCCAGGACCCCUCUCCUCUUACGUUCAGGGUCCCUGCUCUGCCUGUCCUCCCACUGGUGAGCAUCUUCCUGAACAUUUACCUGAUGAUGCAGAUGACCUCUCAGACAUGGGCCCAAUUUAGUGUCUGGAAUGCCAUUGGACUUGCCAUAUACUUUGGAUAUGGAAUCAGACACAGCUUAGAGGAGAACAAUGAGCCACAGCCACCAGCCCCCACCUCCCAGACUCUUGACAAAAACACCCCUAGUGAUGAAUGGUCUUAACCACAGGAAACAGCUGCUGUGUGGAGUCCCUCCAUGCACUGGAGGAUCUGCUAGUCCACAAGACACUUUGAGCCUCUGUGAGGUGUGAACGUGAAAUGCAUUUGCGGACCUAUAUUUAUUGCCAGUGGAGAAAUGACCUUAAAAUUGUCUAAUUUUUAAUACUCUUUUCAAAGCAUAACACACAUAGAAAAUAGUGCCUGGUUUGUUAAGUGUGCAGCAAGAUGACAUUUCACAAAGAAUGUACAACAAAGUAGUCAGCAACUAGAGGAAGAAAUAAAAUAUCCACCUGCACACAAGAAGCUCUUGCUCGGGACUUCCCUGGGGGCCCAGGGCUUGGGAAUCGGCCUGCCAGCGCAGGAGAUACUGGUUCAAUUUGUGGUUCAGGAGAAUUCCACAUGUCACAGGCAGCUCGGCCCGCGUGCCACAGCUCCUGAGCCCAUGAAGCCCACGGCCCAGGCUCCGCAACAAGGGAAGCUACCGCACUGAGCAGCCCGUGCCCGCAGCUCGAGCAGUGCCCAGGUGCAGCAGCGAAGACCCGGCAUAACCAACAGUAAACAAAUGUUAAAGAUGUUCUUACUUGGGGCUCUUUCCAGCAAACACACAAAUAUCGCCACAGGGGGCGGAAAGGCAGGUACCUGUAUGAUGUGUCCAGUGCUGCACCUGAAAUACUAGGACGCAAACAAGCUGGAAGUUAAGGGAAUGGAACAGAUACCCUUUGCAAACAGUGGCAUGAGGAACCCAGGCAGCUAUUACUAUCAAAUGAAGCAGACUUUAGGAAGAGGAGAAAAACAACAGAUAAAGUGGCUCUUUUCAUCACGAUAGAAAGAAAUGAUCAAUUUUCCCUCUCCCCCCAGAUUUACUGAAACAUAGUGUAACAUUGGGGAGAUGAUUUUUUUUUCUCCAGUUUUCUGUCACAAACUCUUAGAGUUACAUACUAGAGUUGAUGAAGGAAAGUUCUUAACUCAUAAAGAAAAACACCUGCAUUGUCAGAGGUGCAGAAAAGAAGUGGUAAGUAAUGGUUGGCUGACAAAAGGUUACAAUUGAGUGUAACUGAAAGAUAGGAGGCAAAACUGGAUAGACAUGAUAAAGAGUUAUUGCAGAACAGGGUGCUUGAAAUUGAGAUUAUGGACCUUCAGGAUAUUGAUAAUAAUGAAGUAGAGGCUUGUUUGUGGGGAUGAACACUGCAAUAGAGUGAAGAAGGGAUGGAGGUCAAGAAACUGAGAAACAAGUUAUUAGAUGAAUUAAAAUACAGACGGAGUAGGAUGAAGAGUUUUCCUUAUAACGUUUGAAACAUUUCCUUGCACACAAAUGUGUUUGCCUUUUUAAUUUUAGUUGCUUUAAUUACAUGUAUUAAUCAGAAUUCUUAGCCCUUAAAAACUUUACUUUCUAGUUAAAAACAAAAAGUGAACAAUUGUGAACUAUGUUAUACCAGUAGUUUUAAAAAUUGAAUUAUAGCCAAUUAAAAAUAAAUAAAUUUGUAAAUUGCUAUCAA